Molecule: messenger RNA, 1838 nt
Organism: Pichia membranifaciens NRRL Y-2026
Lineage: Eukaryota; Fungi; Ascomycota; Pichiomycetes; Pichiales; Pichiaceae
Exons: 3
Coding region: 345-1838 (497 amino acids)
Biological process (GO): translation
Cellular component (GO): ribosome
Molecular function (GO): structural constituent of ribosome
Source: RefSeq, a predicted model, not a curated record
CUGUCAAGUCCCUCUCUAUCAACAGGCAUAUAAUAGAUUGUAGUACCUGCCCCGACAGUUACAUUGUAUUUUGAACUAGAGAACUCCGCGACACACGCUGUAAAGUUAUUAAGAGCUUUACUUACCUUGUACAACUGUUGCGCGUGGCACGUAAUAACUGUGUAUAAUAAAGCCAGUAGACUGAGUAGCUUCAUGGGAACUGAGUGUAUUACCUUAUUCUCCACGGUGUCCAAGUGACCUGUGUAGCGCUCCGCAAGCUGUAUACCACUCUAUAGAACCGUGCAAGACCACUACCUUGUAGAAUAGGAAGAAGAACAUGCGAUGAUCAAGACUUGUUGUUGAAGAUGGCAGCCCUUUUCUAUGAGCCUCCUCCCCCGCGCGUUUCGGAGAUACUGAAGCUGCCUGAUAACCUAGACUUCCUCUUUUUUUAUCACGUGCUUCUACACAGGGCUUGCUCCAACCCUUUUGAAAUUUCCACCCGCACACCUUGCCCCUUCAAUCUACCCCGCGCACCGCACACAGUGCGCGCCUCUUGCGCGUCGUUCCGGCGCUCCUCUGCCGCUGGCUUGCUCGCAGCCGCUUUGUGCGGAGAGCUCUGGCGCCGCUGGCGGUGCGAGAGGAGCAGGCCGUGCCAGGACAGCGACAGGAGCGAGCAGGCAGAGGACUGUUACAGACAGAAGAAAGUAGCUUUUGAGUCUUCUUUGGGUCCUUUAGACAUCGUUCAAGCCAGAUUAACACACAACAACCAUGAAGGUAUGUUAGACACCGCAGGUGAAGGACAGAAAGCAAACGGAAGACGGCGAAGACUGAGAAAAACAGAAGUUGUGGCCAGAGGCCAGCACAAGAGAGCUGAGCACGAGCAUGAGCAUGAGCAUGAGCAUUUGAGCGUGAACAUGAACACGAGAAGCAGAACUGACAAGCACACAGCUAAACAAAGCGUGGAGAAUCAGCAAGCCCAGAGAAGAGACAUCGGACGUGCUAGAGUGCAGAGCCAAAAGCACACCAGGAAAACACAAGCAGAUGGCAAGAAACAAGCAGUCGGAACCGUUUGGAGACCGCUCUCCCGUCACGCCUUAUACACUCCCCAGCAAGCGCAUAAUACUAACUUCCAUUUUCCCCUCUCUUUCCUACAGUUAAACAUUGCUUACCCACCAAACGGUACUCAAAAAUGUAUUGACAUUGAUGAUGAACAAAAGUUGAGAGUCUUCUUUGAAAAGAGAAUGGGCCAAGAAGUUGACGGUGACUCCGUUGGUGACGAAUUCAAAGGUUACGUUUUCAAGAUCACCGGUGGUAAUGACAAGCAAGGUUUCCCAAUGAAGCAGGGUGUCAUGAUCCCAAACAGAGUCAAGUUGCUCUUGUCCAAGGACCACUCCUGUUACAGACAAAGAAGAAACGGUGAAAGAAAGAGAAAGUCCGUCAGAGGUUGUAUUGUUGCCAACGACUUGUCCGUCUUGGCCUUGACCGUCACCAAGUUGGGUGAACAAGAAAUCGAAGGUUUGACCGACGCUCAAGUCCCAAAGAGAUUAGGUCCUAAGAGAGCAAGCAACAUCAGAAAGUUCUUCGGUUUGACCAAGGAAGAUGACGUCACCCAAUUCGUCAUCAGAAGAGAAAUCGUCAAGGGCGACAAGACCUACACCAAGGCUCCAAAGAUCCAAAGAUUGGUCACUCCUCAAAGAUUACAAAGAAAGAGAGCUGUCAAGGCACAAAAAAUCAAGAACGCUCAAGCUCAAAGAGAAGCUGCUGCUGAAUACGCUCAAUUGUUGGCUCAAAGAUUACACGAAAGAAAGGCUGAAAGAGCUGAAAUCAGAAAGAGAAGAGCUUCCUCCCUCAAGAACUAA